AUGAGCCAUCCUUCGAACAGUCCGCUUAGACAAUAUGGAGAGCAUACCAAGGAAGCCACUCUUUGUGCUCAAGAUGGUUUGUUUGAGAUAUGGGAUGGGAGACCGGAUGAAAUGAAGACGGUCGAUCUUAAAGAUAUAAAGAUCACGGGCCGCCGCCAACAUGUUAAUUAUCAUCAUUUUACACCUUUUGGCAGGCCACACAUUCAUUUCUUCAAACCUUCUUUCUUUUCUCGACGACAUAAUUCCAAACUUAAACUACAUUCUUUUACAGAUACCACAUCGACGUCGACAUCCUGCAGCAGCUGGUACUACUUCACGAUGGCUUCCUUCUCAAUCAUUUCCAUUUUAUUGGCUCUACGCUUCUUCUUCAUCGUUUCCGGUGCUCCUACUCCUGUGCCAACUGAUGCAGUGGCUACUACCGCAUCAGCUUCCAGCAGUUAUUGGCUUGCUUCAAUUCAACGACAAGGUAUUGCGCCAUUUGGCGAUGCUUCAUAUCAAAUCUUCCGAAAUGUCAAGGACUUUGGUGCUGUUGGUGAUGGUGUAACUGAUGACACCGCUGCCAUCAACUCUGCCAUCUCCUCUGGUAAUCGUUGUGGUAAAGGCUGUGACUCUACUACUGUUACCCCUGCUCUCGUUUACUUCCCACCUGGAACAUAUGCUAUCUCAGCUCCUAUUAAACAACAAUAUUUCACUCAACUUGUUGGUGAUGCUGUUACUCUCCCAACAAUUAAAGGUCUUGCCAAUUUUGCUGGCAUGGCUUUACUCGAUGCAGACCCAUAUGAUCCUGAAUUUAACUGGUUCACCAAUCAGAACAACUUCUACCGUCAAAUCAGAAACUUUGUCAUCGACUUGACUGCCAUGCCUGCCUCAACUGGUAGUGGUAUUCAUUGGCAAGUUGCUCAAGCUACAUCGUUACAAAACAUUGUUUUCAACAUGAGAACUGAUGGUGGAGAAGGUAACAACCAACAAGGAAUCUUCAUGGAUAAUGGCAGUGGUGGUUUCAUGGCCGACUUGACUUUCAACGGUGGCAAGUAUGGUGCUUUCUUGGGUAGCCAACAGUUUACUUCUCGAAACUUGACCUUCAACAACUGCCAAACGGCCAUCUACCUAAACUGGGCCUGGCUCUGGACCUUCAAGGACAUCAACAUCAACAACUGUGGUGUGGGUCUCGAUAUGUCAGCCGGCGGUGCCAGUUCGCGGGCAGUAGGAUCGGCUACAUUGAUGGACAGUGCCAUUGUAAACACACCAAUCGGUAUUUCUACCGUUUACGAUGUCACCGAAACCGGAACUAACGGAACUCUCGUUAUUGAUAACGUCGACUUCUCUUCCAAUGUUCCAGUUGCCGUGUAUGAUGCCACUUCCAAGUCAACAGUCCUUGCCGGAAACGCCAAAGUCGCAUCAUGGGCUCAAGGAAAGGUCUACACUGGAGUUAAUGCUGGUGCAGCUAGCCAAGGUGUUCAAGAUGCUGUCACCAAGCCUGCAGUCCUCUUGGAUUCUACUGGCAAGCUAUUUGGACGCACCAAGCCACAAUAUGAGACUUUACCAGCCUCUUCAUUUUUGAGUGUCAAGUCUAAUGGAGCUAAGGGUGAUGGAACUACCGAUGAUACUGCUGCCAUUCAAGCAAUCUUCGACAAGGCUACCACUGAUCAAGUCGUUUACUUCGAUCACGGUGCUUAUGUUGUCACUGACACCAUCAAGGUUCCAAAAAACAUCAAGAUCACUGGUGAGAUCUGGCCUAUGAUCAUGGCAAAGGGAUUCAAUGAUCAAGCCAAUCCAAAGGCCGUCUUUCAAGUUGGACAAGUUGGUGACACUGGCUCUGUAGAGAUCUCCGAUAUUGUUUUCCAAACUAUGGGUCCAGCUGCGGGCGCUAUCCUUAUCGAAUGGAAUCUCAAGGAGGCUUCUCAAGGCUCAGCAGGAAUGUGGGAUGUUCAUACAAGAAUUGGUGGUAGUGCUGGUACUCAACUUCAAUCCAACACUUGCGCCAAGAAUCCAAACGCAACUCACAGCAGCAACCCAGAAUGUAUUGGAGCCUUUAUGCUUCUCCACGUUACUGAAAAGGCUUCAAUCUACCUUGAGAACAACUGGUUUUGGGUUGCCGAUCAUGAACUUGAUCUUGCUGAUCACACUCAAAUUGAUCUUUACAACGGCAGAGGAAUCUUGAUUGCUUCUGAAGAAGGACCUACCUGGAUGUAUGGUACCGCCAGUGAGCAUAAUGUUCUUUACAACUAUCAAUUGGUCAACGCCUCCAAUGUCUUUAUGGGAGCCAUCCAAACUGAAACUCCUUACUACCAAUCCAAUCCAGAUUCUACAACACCUUUCACCACCAACUCAGUUUAUGGUGAUCCUUCUUUCACUGGUGGAUCACUUGCCGAUAAAGCAUGGGGUGUUCGCAUCGUUAACUCUGAGGAUGUCUUUAUCACUGGUGCUGGUCUCUAUUCAUUCUUUGAUAACUACAGCCAAGAUUGUUUGAUGACUUCUAACUGUCAAAGCAACAUGCUUUCAAUUGAGGGUUCAGGCAAUAUUCACAUCACUGGAUUGUCAACUGUCGGUGUUGAAAACAUGGUUACAAUUGACGGACAGAGUGGCGCAGUGUUCAAAGAUAACCGUAACACUUUUGCUGCCACUAUUGCAAUGUUCAAGGGAGCUGGUACAGGUGUUAAGUGCUAG
This is a messenger RNA of Botrytis deweyae, 2667 nucleotides long. RefSeq lists its product as uncharacterized. NCBI's taxonomy places the organism in Eukaryota, Fungi, Ascomycota, Leotiomycetes, Helotiales, Sclerotiniaceae. Bases 1 to 2667 code for a protein of 888 amino acids. The record is from RefSeq and is a predicted model, not a curated record. The transcript is spliced from 6 exons.